AGGAAAGUUAUGGACAAUACUGUUAGCAGCAAUUUAACCUUGCAUGCUGCUUCUAAACAAAAGAAAAAUGGCAAUAGUUGUUUGGCUGACCGCAUGCAUGUAUGCGGUUAUUGCUCCAGAGCUUUUACACGCUCUGAUAAGCUCAAAAUGCACCUCAGAAUCCACACUGGAGAACGACCAUAUCAUUGUUUCUGCAGCAAGACCUUCACACGUCAGGACAAAUUUAAGCAACACUUGAAUAUUCACCCGCUUGUGGAAAUAUUGGAACAAAAGGAUAAUAUUGUUGCUCCAAAACAUGAUGCUUUGAUUCUUAAAAUUGUCAGGCAAGCUCAGUCAAUGGUGCCCCCAUGUUCUGAAAGUAGUCUCAAUAACUUUACCAAGAAAAUAGAGUGGCUAAAAAGUACUGCAAUUGAAGCAAAGAAACGACCUAGUUCAUCCAUCAAGAAUGAAUCACUGGCAAAACAAGUGCAAUUACCAAAUAAAUGCACACAACCAAAUGCAUCCUUGAAAGUUGCUAAGGUGACUAAUUCUAGUUUGCAUUCUAAAUUGCUUGAAAUGGACAACAUGUCCUCUACUUCAUUUGUGAAAGAAAUUAUAUCUUGUGAAAAAUGUGACUGUUCAUUUGAAUCUGAAAGGGCAUAUGUGAGUCACAUGAAAUCCCACAGUAGAAAUGAAGUUUUCAAAUGUUUUUGUGGAAGAGAAUUCAGAAGUUUGCGUUGGUUGGACAACCACAAACAGCGAGAAGGUUGUCUAAACCUCAAAGUUGAUUCAAUUCAAGUUUCCAACAGUGAAUCAAGUGGAUCUCUCAGUGUGUCAUCAGGAACGUCACUUCUCUCUAAAUCUGAUGACUGCUGUGUUGCUGAAGAGCAAUCGCCUGAAGAAUAUAUAAGGGUUGGUGAAAGUCCAAAUGCUGCACACAUCACUUCUGAAAGAGACCAGACUUUCCUGCAGCAUCAUCUACAGCCAGUUGCAAUGAUGAAGAGUCUCCAACAAAGCCUGAAGGAGAUAAAUCAAUCUGAACAAACUUUGAAUUCCAAUGAAAGCUCCAACUCACCCUUACAAUCUGACAAAACAGUUUCAGUUUUAUGUUUGAAUGAAAAUAAAAUAAAAGUUAAAAAUUCUGUUGGCUCUGAUAAUAUGAUUGAGGAUGAUAGCUGUGAACAGUCACUGCUUGAUCUGAUAUUAAAGUUGAAAAAGCAAGAUCCAGAGCUAACUGUAAGUGCAAAUAAAAAGUUUUCCUGUGAUUACUGCUUUAAAACAUUCAGCAAAAAGCACAAAAUGCAGAUUCACCGUCGAAUGCAUACCGGAGAAAAGCCAUAUUGUUGCACGCUGUGUGGCAAAGCCUUUUCACGAAAAGACCACAUGAUCAAGCACAUGAAUGUUCACUAUAAAUACAGACGGCAAGUAGAACCAGACAUGGAAUCGUCUGCUUCGGUUGAUUUUGUUUGCAAUGACCGAGGCGUAAGUGGUGAUCUUCCUGUGCAGUCUGCUUUGUAUGGAGUUUCUAUCAUGCAAGAGCAGCAGUCGGAGCUGCAGACCAAGCUGGCUGCACUCUCUGCACUGGCUAAAGCCUUUGAGAUACAAAACAAGGAGCGUAGCCAAGCAUGUAUGAAAAGCAUGGAAUUGUCAGGUGAAAACCUAAUUAAUAAUCACUCUCCCUGUUCUGGUUUUAAUAGAAAUUCUCAAGAAGAUUUCGGUUAUAAUAAUCAUGUGAAUGCGGACGCUAAAGACACUAAUUUAGUGUUAUAUUCAAAUACAAAAAUCGAGAGCGUGUCUGAUGGGAAAUACCAGUGCAGAAUGUGCAAUAAGAGCUAUCAUAAAGCUCGUGUAUUUCUGUCUCACUCUCAACUUGAACAUAAAGUGCAUGGCAACAGCAAGUUUACAUGCAGUAUAUGUGAGCGCGAGGUGUGGACCAGACGGCGCUUUGAAAUGCACGUUCUUGCUCACAGCGACUCUGAUGAUGAGUCUCCUCUUAUAAUUAGAAGAAGGAAAAAGAGAAAUGAAUCCAGAAAAAGCUCAGUAGCUGACAGGCUGUCCAGUACUUCUCUAAAUUUUCCCGAUACUGAUUGCAAAAAUUCUAGUGAUUUCAAAGAUUUUGACAUAAAAAAUGCCCUUCAUUGUUUCGGUGGCGGAGGUGGUCUAGGUCCAAGUUGGAAUGGCGAAAUCUUGCGUGAUCUCCUACAUCGUGUGAGCUUCACGGAACAAGUUCGAUUAGAUUCGAUAUUUUCUGGUGGUAGCCCUGAUACGUUGCCUCUUGAGACGAAUGUGACAUCGGCUCAUGAUGACUUUAGCUCCUUGACUACUGACGAAGGAUCGUGGCCUGCUGACUCCGGAUCCUUGCCUGCUGAUGCCGGAUCCUUACCUGCUGACGCCGACUCCUUGCCUGCUGACGCUGACUCCUUGCCUGCUGACGCCGACUCCUUGUCUACUGACGCCGGAUCCUUGCCUGCUGGCGCCGACUCCUUGCCUGCUGACGCCGACUCCUUGCCUGCUGACGCCGACUCCUUGUCUACUGACGCCGGAUCCUUGCCUGCUGAUACCGAAAGCGACUCUGGGCCUACCGACGGCACAUACGCCUUCCCUGCAGAUAGUCCCAGUUGCACAUCGCCUCGCGAUGGAGCCGUGCUUGCAGCCACUGGUAGCAGUUCUGUAAACAUUUCUGGCUCUCGUACCACUGAAGAAGAUGAACAUAUAGAAAAUAGCAAUGACACCAUUCCAAUGAGCACCCCAUUUCCAAAAGCAUUUUCGAUAGUGAGUUGUAACCGAAACAUCGAACAAAUACUCGAAAAUCAUAGUCUUUUGGAUCGUCUUCUUCAUGAACCGCAUGUUGCGGGUGAUGCUCCCGAGUGUGCCGACACCCUGAUGAGAGUAGAGGAUUACCUUGCAAUUCUGAGGGCUCCUGAAAACCUUGCGACUGACGCCAAAAUCGCGGCGGCAAAAGAUGACGUUUAGAUUAUCUUGAUCCGGCUCGAUUAUUUCACGAAUUUUCACGUGAGAAUAUAUAUGUUAUCUUUCGUGACUUAACCUACUUAUUUAGCGAUGCGAAUAAUUUAAAACCUAUUAUUGUUGUUGUCUAAAAAAUUAUAUAAUUUUGAAAAAUAGUAAUUUCUUUCCAUAUUAUUCGUUUUUAGCUGGUCUUGAUGUAAUAUCCGU
Messenger RNA from Hyalella azteca, 3153 nucleotides. RefSeq names its product zinc finger protein Xfin-like. Gene Ontology annotation, biological process: regulation of transcription by RNA polymerase II. The record is from RefSeq and is a predicted model, not a curated record. The coding region runs from base 10 to 2952 and encodes 980 amino acids. NCBI's taxonomy places the organism in Eukaryota, Metazoa, Arthropoda, Malacostraca, Amphipoda, Hyalellidae. Gene Ontology annotation, molecular function: RNA polymerase II cis-regulatory region sequence-specific DNA binding; DNA-binding transcription factor activity, RNA polymerase II-specific. The transcript has a single exon.